Messenger RNA from Monoraphidium neglectum, 423 nucleotides. RefSeq lists its product as hypothetical. The coding region runs from base 1 to 423 and encodes 140 amino acids. The transcript has 2 exons. The record is from RefSeq and is a predicted model, not a curated record. NCBI's taxonomy places the organism in Eukaryota, Viridiplantae, Chlorophyta, Chlorophyceae, Sphaeropleales, Selenastraceae.
AUGUUGCCCCUGCUCCUGCCCCUACCCCUGCUUACCACCACCCCCAGUCCAAGCGACAGCAGCAGCGGCGAUGGCAGCGGCGAUGGCAGCGGCGGCCCCGCGGGCGGCGACGCCGCUGCGGCGGCGGGGGCCGCCCGCCGCGCGGCUGGGGCCCACGGCGGGGACGAGGCCCUGGAAGAGGAGGCGUUUGCAUUCCCCACGCUCGGCGGUGGCGGCGGCGGCGGCAACGGCGCCAACAGCGGCAGGCGCAGCAGCAGCAGCGGUGGCGGCGGCGGCGGCGGCGGCGGGGCCGCCGCGGCGCACGUGGCGGUUGGGGCGCCCGACGCGGGCUAUGUGGCGUCGCGGCGGCUGCUGACGAUGGCGGGGGUCAAGCUGCGCCAGCACAAGCUGCGGGGCCUGAUCGUGGUCAACCCCAGCUGCUGA